AUGAAUAAAUCUUACAAGGUUGAUUCUGCAAAGAUUGAUGAUUCUAUAACCGAAUCCGAGACAGAAUCUUUACCAGAGAUUGAUCCCGUUGUUGAGAAAAGACUGUUGCAAAAACUAGAUAGACGGUUAAUAGUUUGGGCCUUCUUUUCCUACCUAACAAACAGUCUUAUUCGUAACAACAUGGCAAAUGCAUACACCAAUGGAAUGGGUACAGACGUUGGAAUAGAAUCUUCAGAUUUCAACCUUGCAGUUAGUCUUUUCUUUGUUGGUUAUGUUGUACUGCAGGUACCUGCUAGUAUGGUGAUCAGCCGCCUUCGUCCCAAAUACCUUUUACCUACUGCAUCUCUCUUGGUGGGCACCACGGCUUGCUGUAUGUCUCUGGUUAAGAACCCAGCUGGUGUGUUUGCAUUGCGCUUGAUGCUUGGCCUAUUUGAUGCAAUUUUCGUUCCAUCUCUAGUAUUUAUUAUCGGCAGCUGGUACACCAAAGAAGAACUUGCUAAGCGUACAGCCUUUUACUUGACUGGUAAUGAGAUAUCGGGUGCUGUGGGAGGUCUGAUUGCCGGUGGUGUAUCUGCAAACCUCAAUGGUGCUCUGGGAAAAGCUGGAUGGCGAUGGCUGUUUAUCAUUGAAGGAUCAAUGGCUAUCUCAGUCGGACUCACCGGAUAUUUUCUUCUUCCUGACUACCCCUCUAAUACACCCUGGAUUCGAGGAGAUGAACGUGCGUGUGCUUUAUUACGGCUAGAACGUCAAGGCCGAAAGGUUGCCCCGACAAAAAUCGGAAUGCAUACGGCCAAGAACUUGCUCUGUACACCUUAUAUCUACCUUUUAUCAAUCGCAUAUGUCUGCAUUCACAUCAGCAAUAGCAUUCCACUGAACUUUGUGAUCAUCAUCAACAAGAUGGGAUAUAGUGCCGCAUAUUCCAACUAUUUAGUGACCCCAAUCUAUAUUCUUUCCGCAAUAUGUGCUAUCGUCUUUGCGUUCAUAUCUGAUCACUACAAUGAGCGUGUCUGGGUCAUUAUCGCAGUCGAGUCAUGGGUUGCUUUUUGGUAUAUGAUUCUUUUUGUGGUGAACCAAGGAAACAGUCCAUUCGGGUUGAUCUUGGCGGGCGCGUUUAUGGUCAUCCUUGGCAUUCCACUCUUUCCUAUCUUCUUUACGUUUGUCAACGAAAUAUAUAGUGCUGACUCAAAUACACGGGCACUGGCUAUCGCAACCGUAAGCUGCGUUGGCAAUCUCGUGCCCAAUUUUCUUUCAAUUGCCAUCUGGGCUGUCACAGACGCCCCCGUUUUUAGUAAGUAUCACAAUUCAAAGACCAAAAAAAAAUUAUAA
Molecule: messenger RNA, 1326 nt
Organism: Phycomyces blakesleeanus NRRL 1555(-)
Lineage: Eukaryota; Fungi; Mucoromycota; Mucoromycetes; Mucorales; Phycomycetaceae
Exons: 3
Coding region: 1-1326 (441 amino acids)
Biological process (GO): transmembrane transport
Cellular component (GO): membrane
Molecular function (GO): transmembrane transporter activity
Source: RefSeq, a predicted model, not a curated record